Paramormyrops kingsleyae is the source of this 2024-nucleotide messenger RNA. RefSeq names its product tubulin tyrosine ligase-like family, member 12 (gene ttll12). Gene Ontology annotation, biological process: protein modification process. Gene Ontology annotation, cellular component: cytoplasm. The record is from RefSeq and is a predicted model, not a curated record. NCBI's taxonomy places the organism in Eukaryota, Metazoa, Chordata, Actinopteri, Osteoglossiformes, Mormyridae.
GCACUGCGUCUCGCUCCGUGUUUUGGUCAUACCGAGAGUGUGGAUAAUGGACCUUCCACAGGGGGAAAUCAACAUAUCGAUUGAUUCAGCUGAUGAGGAGUACCAAAUAUUUCUUAGUUUACACGAAGCCGCUCUUAUGUCAUGUAGAAUACCUCCCCUGUACUGGAAAAGCUUGUAUUAUAAACUUUCCAAUGAGGUGUUUGAUGCAGGGGAAGUGUUUGGGGUUAUGCAUGUGGAGCUGGAAGAGGAAAGUGAAGUGGAAGAAGUAAGGAGAUCAAACCCAGGAGCUGAAGUGACCUGCAAAGUAAUUGUGAUGCGCCAAAGUGGCCUGCAGGCUACUGACCCCAGCAGUGUGUUCCUCGUGGACCAUGCCUGGACAUAUCGAACAGAGAACGCAAGGCAGCAGUUGGAGACUACACCUGGCUUGUUGGCUCGUAUGGCUGUUCUCAUGGGUGUGGACUUUCAUGGUGAGGUCCCUGAUCCAGACGUCGUGGAGCAGGUGCUUACCCAUAUGUGGAAGUACAACCAGACCUACCAGCUGUCUCAUGGGUCAGCUGAAGACAAGGUGCCUGUGUGGUACAUCAUGGAUGAGUUCGGGUCCCAGGUGCAGCACUCCAGUCAGCCCACUUGCUGCAUGGCCCCCUUCUUUUUCGGACCCCAGCAAAUGGCAUAUUCUAUCCUGUGGCCCCUUCAGGAUCUGGGCUUUGAAGAGGAAGUGACACGUGAUUAUGCUUAUGGUGAGAGUGACCCCCUAAUAAGAAAGUGUCGCCUGAUACCCUGGGAACCCUCUGACCUGCGAAAUGUGAGCAGUAUGACUCCUGAACCUUCUGAUAUAUAUUAUGAGGCUAUCUCACGGGAGAACAAGGAAACCCUUCCCCUCCAAAUCGAGCCUCCCAGUUUCCCAAAAGAAAAAGUAUUUAAGGUUUACACUGAGAUGAAGCAGGUCCAGGAGAACCUCAGACACCCUCGCUUCCAGCUCACCGACAGCAAGGAAGAAGCUGACAUCCUCUGGCUCUUCUCCCACAUCCGGGAUUACAGGAAGCUGAGUGAGGAUCGACCACAUGUUCUUUUGAACCAGUUCCCCUGUGAGACCAUUGUCACAGUGAAAGACUGCCUGGCUGCGAUUGCACGGAGAGUAAGGGAUGGCCAGGGAGCUGAAUGGCUUCCUAAGACUUUCAACCUACAGACUGAGCUGCCCCAGUUCAUCAGCCAUUAUCAACAGAACCAAGAGAGGGGGCUGGACAACCAUUGGAUCUGCAAGCCCUGGAACUUGGCACGGGGUCUCGACACCCACAUCUCCAAUGACUUAAGCUACAUUAUCAGACAGAGGGAGAGCACCCCAAAGGUGGUAUGCAAGUACCUGGAGGAUCCUGUGUUGAUCAACAGGGAGGAUGUGGGCUUGGUGAAGUUUGACAUCCGCUACAUGGUUCUCCUGCGCUCUGUCCAGCCUCUGCGUCUCUAUGCUUACAACGUCUUCUGGCUGCGCUUUUCCAACAGGCCCUUCUCUUUGGACAACUUUGACGACUACCAGAAACAUUUCACAGUCAUGAACUAUGCAGAAGGAGCUCAGCUGAAACAGGUUCACUAUGAUGAAUUCAUCCCUAUGUUUGAAACUCAGUACCCUGAACAUCCGUGGAACAAGGUUCAGAAGGAGGUGUUCAAGGCAUUUGGGGAGCUUUUCCAGGCAGCCUCCACUCACCCUGCUCCAUACGGGAUCUGCGCUUACCCCUCGUCCAGGGCUAUCUAUGCCAUUGAUCUCAUGCUCAAAUGGGCCCCAGGUGGCCAAGCAGGUGAGAGAAUCAUGAGGCCACAGAUCCUAGAGGUCAACUUCAGUCCGGACUGUGCCCGUGCCUGCCAGUAUCAUCCCCACUUCUACAAUCACAUGUUCCAGACACUCUUCUUAGACCAAGCUGAAGAUUGUCCUGUCACUGUCAUAGUGUGACACGCAAAUGGAUCGGCAAGAGAAUUGUGAUGUAAAGAUGUUUCCUGGCUAAUAAAAAAAAAAAAAUGUGGUUUUGCUUUCA